AUGGAUGCAGAUUUUAUUGAACAAAAAAUGAUCGAAGAAAUCACGGUAAGAUUUCUCUCAUAACAGAACUGUACAUUUUAUUCAAAGGAAGUGUUUUCAGGCUCGAAGAUCGCACGUUCUUCAAAAAAUUCGCCGACUUCGAGAAUGAGGCUUUGAAAAAACGCGAGUUGUUGGUGCAAUCUUGUCGUUUUCAAGUUUUCAACAGAGCAUCGAAAGAUUUGGAUUUAUCAAUUCGCGAACUUUUCGAGCUUGUUGAUAAAACAUUGAUUGCGCGCAACUCGGAAAGCUUGAAGAAAGUUUUCAAAAACAUUGGAAAACUGAAAAGCGAAGCGAUGGAGCUCGAAAAAAGCUUGUGUCAUUUGGAAGGUACCGCGUCGAAAUUUGAAAACGAAAAUCAUUUCGCAAAAGUAAAUGCGAAAGAAACGGCGAGAAAACUUCGAGAGGAUUGGGAAGCUUUGAUGAAUUUGUUGAACUUGAAAUUGAUUGAUGUUCAGAGGGAAUUAGAUUCUUCACAUUUCAUUCAGAAGUGUGAAGUUAUUUUGGAUUGGAUACAAAGUGUUAAGAAUAAUCAAUGGAAUCCAGACAAUAAUCGUAUUCUAUUCGAAGAAAUGCGAAAAUAUUCGGUUUUGUGGAAUGAAGUGAAACAAAUAUUUCACGAUUUUGAAAUGCCGAAAAAUGAAGAAAACAAGAUUUUCAAAAAAUUGGAGCUUGAAUGGCAAGGUUUGGAGAAUUUUGUUGAUUCGAUUUCAAAAGAAAUGGACGAACAUGAAAGAAUAUUGCAAUUCGUUGAAAAUGUAGAUGAUAUUGAAAAAUGGAUUGAUGAUAAGGAAAAGGAAAUGAAGGAGAAAUAUUUGGAAAUGGAUUUAGAGGAAAGUAUGAAAUAUCGAAAAACUAUUGAAAUUGAAAUUGAAACAACAAGAAGAAGAGUUAAAGAUGCAGAUAAGAAAAGGGAUACAUUUAUGAUGGAGAAUGAUGGAAAUGGGAAAGAUUUGAAGGAAAAAGUGGAGAAAAUUGAAAAUCGAUUCAAGAAGUUUGAAGAAUAUAUGGAGGUUUGUAAAUUUUCUGAAGAAAUUGGAUGAAUUCUGAUUAUGAGAGAAUUUUUAAAAUGCACCAAACUUUACCGAUCCAUCAAAACCGAUUUUAAAACUAGUUUUUUUUUCAGAAAUGGAAAAUCGAUGUUGAAAACAAAGCAGAUCUCGAAACAUUCCUCCACGAAGCCGAUGAUAUUUUAUAUUGGUGUUCGGAAAAAAUGGAGGAUUUGAAAAAUAUGAAACAAAAAGAUUCGAUGGAUUGUGAUGAGAUUGCAGUUUGGGUUGAAACCAAUAAUUUCGAUUUUGAAUCUUGGGAUCAUGUUGUUGAAAGUUUCUUCAAAAAUGGGCAAACUCUUCUUGAAAAAGGAAUUGAGGUUGAAAAAAGUUGAAGAGCAAAUGAGAAUUGUUGAAGCCGAAUAUAAAAUUCCGAAGAAAGAAUCUGUUGAAGUGAAUGCGUUUCUGGAAGAUAAAAUAAAAACUAUAUUUUUGGAAAGAGUUAUUUAUCAAACACAUUCAAAAGCUUCGCAUUUGGUGAGUUUUUUUUUAAAUUUAAUAUAUUGAUUUAUCAUGAUAAGAAUUAAUUUCAGGUAUCUGUUCUGAAAAACGAUUGGAAAACUGAGACAAGUGAACAAACUGAGAAAAUUCUUCUUAUGAAUGAUGGUUUGGCUUUGAGAUGUGCUUCUGUUGUUGAGCAAAUUGAGAAUAUCGAAAAAGAGCCGAAUAUCGAAAAAUUGGUAAGCUGUAUUUUGACAGUUAUUAAAAACAAUCUUUUUUUGAAGUCUCCGACAGCUUCUGAACUUGUCAGCGAUUUGUCAAUUAUGAAGGAUAUUUUGAAAAACACUUGUAGCGAUAAGAAGAAUUUCCUGACUCAAAAACUUGAUGUUUUCUAUCUUUUUGAUAAUUCGAAUGAAUUAAAAGAACAUACUGAAAGUAUUCUUCAUAGUUUGAAAACCGAGAUUCAUCGAGAAACGAAAUUAAAGAAUUCGAAAAAUCGAGUUGAUCCACUUUAUGAACAAUUGGAGAAUACUGAAAAGACGUACGAAUUAUUGAAAAAUAUUAUGAAACGAUCAGAUUGGGGAAAACAAAUGGAUAAUAUUAUCAAAGAGAAUUUGGAGAAAAUCCGGAAAAAUAUCGAAGAACUUAUUGUUGAACAAGAUGCACAAUUGGAUGAAUAUGAUGUGAAAAAAGAAUUGGAUGAAACUUCGAAUUUUGUUGAAAGAGUUGAAAGAUGGAUUGAUGAAAGUAUUAAAAAGUUGAAUAAUGAAGAUGAAACUGAUUCGCCGAUUAAAUGGAAUAAUUUGAAACAGAAAAUUGCAUUGUGCAAACAAUUGUUAUCGAUUAAUAAUGGAUAUAAGAAUUCGGUUGAGAAUCGCAAGAAAAGUUUCAAAAAAACUUUGACCAAUGAUGAGGCGAUGUAUUUGAUUGAUGGAAUUGAAGAUUCUUUGCAGGUUGGUAGAAGUUCAACAAAUAUCUCAGAAAAAUAAUUUCCUUUUCAAAUUCAAACAAAUAUUUUUUUCCAGGCGUUCGGCAAAGAUUUGGAGCAAAAAAUCAAAGAAUCAGAAGAAAUGCUCAUCGAUUCCGAACAAAUCAAUGAAUUGAAUUCGCAAAAUGAUUGGAUAAAACUGAAAAUUGAUAAUCUAUCAGAUGAACCAUUUUGCGAUUCAUUGUUGGCUGCUCAAAAAUUAUCGAGAAGAUAUGAAAAUGAAUCGGAAGAGAUUGAGAAUCGACGAAAAAAUAUCAAUGAUGUUAUUGCUGAUGUUAAAGUAAGAUUUCCUAUUGUCGAAUUUGAAAAAUGUGGCAGCCGUAAAAAAUGAAAAACAGUGCAGAGCUGAAUGAAUGACAAAGUCAUUACUUCGUCAGUCGCGUGCGGCUGUGCGUCGCGGCCGAAAAACAAAGGAAAAAAUAAAUAAUUGAUUGUUUUUCGACCGCGACGCACAGCCGCACGCGACUGACGAAGUAAUGACUUUGUCAUUCAUUCAGCUCUGCACUUUUUUUCAUUUUUUACGGCUGCCACAUUUUUCAAAUUCGACAAUAUCUAUUUUUCGAAACUCCUUCUUUUUUCCAGAGAAAUGACACGAUUUCACGAAUCUUCACUCAAAUAAUUGAAGAUAUUGAAAGAAAUUGGAGCAAAAUGAAAAGAAUGUUUGAUGAAAGAGGCGGAUAUUUGGAAGUGAUUUUGAAACUAUUUGAAUAUGACGAAGAAAGUGUAAAUGUUUGGGAAUGGAUUCGAGAAAAAAUGAUGUUUGUUGAUUCGGUGGAAAAGAAAGAAGAAGAGGAUAUCAAUCGAUAUUUUGUCAAAAAAUUGGAAGAUACACGAACUGAAGUUGUCAAUUUUCAACCGAAAGUUUUGAAUUUGCACAAACUUUUGGAUGAUGCAUUCAUUCAAUCGAAUGGAGAUGUUAAUUCGAAUAAUUCAGCACAGCUUAAUCGAUUUGUGAGUUUUCCUGGAAAUUUCAAUCCUGAAAUUAAUUGUUUUGUAUUCUUUUAGAAAAAUGAUUUGACCAGAAAACAAAGAGAAAUCGAUAGUGAUUAUGCUGCAUUGAUGAGAUCGAUUGAAAGAAAAUCAAAAGAUUUGAUCCAAUUUGUACAAGAAUCUGAAAUUCAUCGAGAUAUUCAAGAUGUUGAAAAAUGGAUUGAGAGCAAUGAAAAAGUUUUGAAUCGAAUUAUCGCAAAAGAUGGAAAUAUUGAUGAAAUAAAUCAGGAUAUUGAGAAUAAAUUGGAUGAUGUCGAUUUGAAUUUGAAUAGAAAACGAGCGAAUUUGACGGAAAUGAAGUGUCAAUUGGUUAGAGAUGGAUCGAUUCCGGCGAAUAUUCAGAAAAUUGAUGAGGCUUUUUCAACGUGAGAUUUUUUCUGCUUUUUUUUUCAAAUCUUCAGAAGUUGGUACCUAUAAAAAUAAAAGCUCGAUAAAUUUAGCUCCCCAACAGUGUUUAUUAGUAGAACAGCUUGAGCUUCCCCAUUUCCCUUCCCUAAUUUUUGUUGUUAAUUUCAGCCUUGAUGUAUUUGCAUUCGAAGUUGAAAGAAUGCGACAAAAAACGAAAAGAACUCAAAUUUUGAAAUAUUUACGCAAUGAAUUUGAUGAUAUUAUUGGAGAUAUUCAAGUGAUUUGUGAGAGAUUUGAAGUUCCGACGAGAAUAAAUCAACCAACUGAAAGUGAAAUUGAGAUUUUGAGAAAACGCGUUUUGGGUUGUUUUGAGAAGUCGAAGGAAAUUAAGGCGAAUAAUGCGGAUUUGGCACCGAAAAUUUAUGAUUUGGAAGAGAAAUUGGACAAAGAAUGGAAUAAAUUGGCGAAAUUGGUCGAUGAGAGGUUUGUGCGCGAAAUUUUGAGCCCUAUUUUUCUUGAUUUUCAGACGAAAACAAGCUGAAAAUGCAAAACUCUUGGCUGAAAUUGAAUCAGAACUCAUUGACCUCGAACAUUGGUUUGAUUCUUUCAACGAAGAAAUCAAUAUAAUGACAAGUGGAAUUCAUGAUAGUCUUGGUGUUCAAAUUGCAAUUGAAUCAGUUUGCACUUGGAAGUAAGGACCCUCUUUUUUGUUGAAAAUUAAAAUUUGAUGAACUCAAUUUUCAGGGAAGAAUUGGUUCAACGAAACAAUCAAUUGAAUAAUGUGAAUAAUUUGAUGCGUGAACUUGAAAAACCGGAUGAGCAUUUGAAUCGACGAAGAGAUCAAAUUGAAUUGGAAUUGGAAGAAGCUGCAAGAACUAUCAAUUCGAAACAUGAAUAUCUUAUUGAUUUUUUGGAGAUUAUUCAUGCGGAGAGAAAUAUUGAUAGAGUGAGUUUGGGGGAAAAUGAAGUAGUAAACUAUUUGGAAAUUUUCUGAAGUGGGGCCAGAUUUUGGUCAAUAAAAAAGAGCAAGUUUGGAAUUAAUAACCUAUUUUGUUAUUUCCACAAAAUCCUGACAUUUUCAGAUGCAAUCCUGGAUUGUUACAAAACGUCGAAUUUUGAAUGAUGAUAACAACAAUAGCCAAAAUCCCAAUAAUAUUGUUCGAAAAAUGAGUGAAAUCGAAAAAAUGUUGAACAACAGAAAAGCCGAAUUCGAAGAAUUGAAGGAUUUUGUGAGAUUAUUGAGAAAUAAGCCGGAUAGUUUGGAAAGAACUGAAGUUGAAGAGAAAUUUGAGAAUCUUGCGGAAGAAUGGAGACAAUUGGAAGAUGAUUUGAAGAAAAAAGAGGUUUGGGUUUGGGUUACUGUAAUGCCAUACUAUAUCCGAUUUUCAGUUUGAUUUCAAUGAAUCAAUGUCUCAAUUAUUGGUUGAUGAAGAAUAUGAUAAAGUAAAUGGAUGGAUUGAGAGCAAAUUUGAAAUUAUCAAGCAAACUGAACAAAAUGAUCAGAAUAUUGAGAAACAACAGAAACAUUUUGACACAAUUUUCACUGAAAUACGCGAAUUUCAACCGAUUUAUGAGGAUUUCUUGAAAAGUAGGGUUAUUUUUGAAAAUCUUUAAAAAUAUCAUUUUUUCAGAUGAACUUAUUGAUCCGGAAAGAGUUAGCAAAAUCGUGACAGUUUGGACAAAACUUGUUGAAACUGUGACAGUUCGAAAACGAUUUUUGGAAAAUAAAGCGGAAAGAAAUCGAGUUUUUCAAAAUUUGAAUUCAAUUCUCGAAUGGUUUUAUGAUUCGAUUGAAGAUGUUGAAGGAAUGAAUGCGGAAAAUAUGUAUAGACAAAAUGAUUGUGAUAAACUCUUGAGAAAAUUGGAAGCGAUUUAUGAGACAGCAAAUGUGAAAUAUGGAGACGUUCGAAAUAUUCGACAAUUUGUAUCAAAUAAUUCGAAAAUAUUUGAAAAUGAUAUUGAGAAAAUAAAUGAAAUAAUGGAAGAUGUGACGAAUAAGAAAGAUUUGUUGAUUGAAUUGGUUAAAGAUAAAGAAGAGGAUUUUGAAUGUUGGAAAGAUAUGCAAAAUAUUGUGAAAUCGAUUGAUGAUGAAAUUUGUUGGUUUAAGUGAGUUAUUAUUUUCUCAGACAUGAAACUUUUUCCAAAAAAUAUAUUUUUCCAGAGAAUUGAGUGUUAUAAUUUCAAGCAGUGAUGUCGGUCAAAAUUUGGAAAUUCUGAAGAAUAAUAAUCGAACACAUGUUAGAUUAUUAAAUGAAAUGGAAAGAAGAAAAUCGAAAACAAUUCCAAUAAUUGAUCGAGCAAUGGAAUUAUUAUCAUACAAAUCGAGACCUGCUCUUAUCCAUAAAAUUGAUGAAAUUGACGAAAAAGUUGGACAAAUGCAAAAAUUGAUUGAAAAUAUUGGACAAUUGGCUGAAAUUCGAACGGAAAGAUUUGAUAAAUGGAAAGAUUUCUUUGAAUUGUUUGAGGAUGUUAAAGAAAAAGAGAGAAUUAUGGAAGAAAUUGAGAAAUUAUUGACAAGAAAUGAUGGAAAUAAUGAGAAAUUGUUGGUUGAAAUUGAGGAAAAUCUGAGAUUGUUGGAUGGAAUGCAAAAAGAUAUUGGAGAUUUGAAAAGAAACGCUGAAAAGGUUGGGAUUUUGGAAUUUUUGAACGACAGUAAUCACAGAAUUUUGGUGCUACAAAUUAAAUAGUCCGCCCUGAAAUUUUAGAAUCUCAAAGAAUAUAAUUACAGAUGUCUUCUGAUGAAAUGUUGAGAACAAAAGGAGCUGAAAAUAGUGUGUCAAAAUUAAUUUCAACAUGGAAUGAUUUGAAAAAUAAAUUGAAUAUCAAAAGAAAAUCCAUCGAAGAAAAUGUGGAACAUUCGAAAUUCUUGUGGAAAUGUGACACAACUUUGCAAUGUUUGGAGGAUCAGAAAAUUCGAAUCUCAAAUCUGAUUCGACAAAAAAGACCGGCUUCGAAUUUCGAGAAUGCACAAUAUCAUUCGACUGUCACUUUUAUUCAGAAAUAUCAGAUUGAUGUUAUUGAGAGGUUGGUGUUUUUUGUUGAAAAUUUGAAUUUAGGUCAUUUUGUCAUGUUCGCGGUAGAAUUGUAACCUAAUUUCGAGAUUAAAAAUCUAUUUUUUUUAAAUUUCCCUCCGGUCUGUAAUUAUUAUUGUUACAGUUUGAUUGAAUCGGCUGAUUUAUUGAAACAACAAAAAGGUCGACAAGAAAGAGAAUUGCAUUUGAAAAAUGUGUUGAAUAAAGUGACGAAUCUUCAAGAAGAAUUGGAUUUUUUGGCGAAGAAAAUUGAAAAUGAUUUGGAACGAAAACAAAGAAUCGAAAAAUUGCAAGAUGAAUUCAGCCGAAAAGCCAGCGAAUUAUCGAAUUGGAUUGAACAAGCACAAGAAGAUAUUGCGGAUAUUGUUGGAUUUGAAACGGAAGAAUCGACGAACGAAUGUAUGAAUAUUCUUGUACAAAUUGCUGAUGAAAUGAAGAAUGAGAAAGUUCAGAUUUUGAGUGAUUUGGAAUUGAUUGAAGUUGAAUUAAGUGAGAAUAAUGAGGAUGUUCGAUGUUUCACGUGGCAUUCCUACGAAAAAUUAUCGAUUUAUUUCGAUAAACUUGUCAUUACUGUCAGAGUAAGUUUUAUGAUUUUCUAAAACGUGGAAAAAUUUCCAAUAGAGCGAAGUUGAAUCAAAAAUUUUCAGGAGCGCACAAAAAUAGUGGAAAACGAGAUGAUUCGACAUUCGGAGAAUUCGAAAAUUUGCAAAGAAGCUGCUGAACUUCUCAAAAAAUGUAAAGAUGUUUUGAAUUCGACGAAAAAAGAAUUGAACAGAUUAUCGAAUGUUUCAUUAGAUGAUCAAUAUAAAAAUGUGUUGUUUUUGAUUGAGAAAUUGAAUGGAAGUGGAAUGAUUGAGGAAUUGGAACAUUUGAGAAAUUUGAUGGAAUCUCGAUAUAUAUUUGUUAAUCGGUAAGGGGUUUUUGAAGGGUUUUGCAAGAUGGAUUUGUUUUUCAGAUUCACGCAAUUGACACCAAACGGACUUCUUGUUGAUAUUUGUCAUUGUUUGGAUUUGAUGGGUUCGAUGCUACGAAGUGUUGAACAAUCGAUUGCGGAUCGAGAAAAUAAUGGAGUCACCGAAAAACAAUUGAGAGAAUUUGAACAAUCUUUUGAUUAUUUCGACAAGGUUGGACUUUUUAUACUGAAAAGUUUUGGAUUGAGAAAUAAUGGAUAAAUAUCCAUUUCAGUUUUUCAAAAAAUUGUUUCAGCCUGCAAAUUUUUCAGACUCACGAUGGCUCUCUUGAUUACAACACUUUCGAAUUAUGCUUGAAAAGUCAAGGAUACGAAUUUGUUAUAACUGAACAAACAAUUGAAACAAUGACUGUACUUGAUCCAUCCAGGUAAGAUUUUCCUCGAAUUUAUUACUAAUAAUCUAAUAAUUUUGUUUCCAGAAGUGGCAAAAUUAUGAAAAAUGAUUAUAUGAAAUGGAUGGUGAAAAAUGAAACAACCAAUGUUUUUGAUGAUAAAGUUGCGAUUGAAGAUGCGCUCAAAAGCUUGGAUGCUAAGAAAUUGACUGAUGUAUGUGAUUUUUAACCUGAAAUUUACCUGAAUUUGAAUUGUUUGCAGAGUAUGUCACGAAAAGAGGCGGAAUUUUUCCUGAGUAGAAUUCCUCAAAAUACUCAAACUAUCACUGAACAUGUUCAUCUUGAAUAUAAGGAUUUUAUUAAAUCUUUUUAUUGA
This is a messenger RNA of Caenorhabditis angaria, 8562 nucleotides long. The record is from the annotation of a GenBank genome assembly. NCBI's taxonomy places the organism in Eukaryota, Metazoa, Nematoda, Chromadorea, Rhabditida, Rhabditidae.